This is a messenger RNA of Actinia tenebrosa (Australian red waratah sea anemone), 1775 nucleotides long. RefSeq names its product thiamine transporter 2. Gene Ontology annotation, cellular component: plasma membrane. Gene Ontology annotation, molecular function: vitamin transmembrane transporter activity. Gene Ontology annotation, biological process: vitamin transport; transmembrane transport. The record is from RefSeq and is a predicted model, not a curated record. NCBI's taxonomy places the organism in Eukaryota, Metazoa, Cnidaria, Anthozoa, Actiniaria, Actiniidae.
UAAGAGUACUGAAAGCAUGGCGCUUCGUCUGGAGUUCUGGCAAAAAGCAACUCUUCUUCUUUGUCUUUAUGGAUUCUUCAAAGAAAUGAAGCCUUCUGAGCCAUUCUUGACUCCUUAUCUCAAAGCACCUCCGAAAAACUUCACCGACAAACAGCUCGAAAACGAAGUAUAUCCUGUGUGGACGUACUCCUAUCUCGUAGCUCUAUUAUUGGUUUUUCUUUUCACUGAUGUUUUAAGGUACAAGCCUGUCAUCGUUGUCGAAGGUUUGGCGUAUUUGACAACGAGGGUUUUAUUAAUAUGGGCGACAAGUGUGCGUGCAAUGCAGUUCAUGGAGACUGCUUAUGGUGUAGCUACAGGAGCAGAGGUUGCUUAUUACUCGUAUAUAUACGCAGUUGUAGAGGCAGAGCAUUAUCUUCGAGUUACUGGCUUUACGAGAGCAGCAGUGCUGGCUGGUAGGAUGAUGUCUGGGGUGGUAGGUCAACUGCUCAUCUCACUCAGUGUUACAGAUUACCUCACAUUGAACUAUAUUUCCAUGACAAGUGUUUGUAUUGCACUGGUUAUUACCUUCAUCUUGCCAUCAGCAAGCGGAAACGUGUUCGGUAUUGUCAAACCUGGAGAAAAUCAAAGUGAAGUGCAAGUUUAUGGAGCUACCAGUGACAAUGAGGCUGUUGAUAAUAACCAUGAUGUUAGUCCCAUAGCAACCGAAAAUGCUUCCAACUGCUUCCUUAAAUGUUUCAGUUCCUGGAAAUUAUCAUUACGCUUGAUGUGGCAUGAUUUCAAGGAGUGUUAUUCCAAAAACGAGCUGUUAAAAUGGUCUCUAUGGUGGGCCUUUGGCACAUGUGGUGAAUUCAUGGUCGAAAAUUAUGUCCAAAAUCUCUGGGACGACAUUUAUUCCGCACGCAAGCACAAGAUUUACAAUGGUGUUGUCACUGCCUUAUCUAACGUUUUUGGUGCUUCUGUUGCUCUUCUGUUAGGCUACCUCAAGGUAAACUGGUCAGUGUUUGGUGAGCUGGUUCUUGGCGUGGUCAGUGUCGCAGAUGCAUUCUUUCUGUACAUCAGUGCUCAUACUUCUAGCAUAUGGUUGGCAUACUCGAUGUAUAUUCUCUUUAGAAUGGCAUACACAUUUUUGGUUACCAUUGCAAGUUUCCAGAUCGCAAAGAAUGUUGGUAUGGACAGGUAUGCACUUGUGUUUGGGUGCAACAUGUUUGUCGCUCUACUAUUACAGACUAUUCUCACUGUUAUAGUGGUGGAUGAGAGAGGACUGGCACUAGAUAUAAUAACACAGUUUGUAGUAUAUGGUAGUUUCUUCUUCAUCCUCGGAGCAGUAUUCUUGGGUAAAGCAAUGUACACCAUGACAAGAAUAGGAUGGAGGACAUGUUGGAACCAACGAUAUGUGACAGACGAUAGGCAAGAGUUGAUUGAACAGUCUCAUGGGAAUGAUGGAGACACAGAAAGUAAUACAGACCAUCAUGGUGUCAGUACUGACCCUGGCCAUGAAAGUCAGAAUGCUGUUGUGUAAAUACUCUGUUGAACUAUUUUUAGAUGCUAGCAAGCUAUAGUAGAGAAGGCAUAAGGUCGAGAUGGAGGAAUGGUGAGCUUAUAAAAUACAAUGUAAUCACAUGGAAGUCCAUCUGUCCUAAGUGCUGCUCACCAAAGUUAAUAGAGGGGAAUGGUUAAGAAAAUCUAUUGUUAUAGGUUAUUGUUCACUUUUUUCAAGCGUGACCGUACACAAUCCUUUGUUUUACCAUUGUUUUACCAUUGUUGGCAAUGGCUGA